UCCACGAAAAACUACAAUCCCACAAUGCAUUUCGCGCUCACUCCGCUCUGCACCCCUUUCUGCCUUGACAUCAGCUGCUCUGCCUCCAGACUACAGAGCAGAGAGGAGAGCAGAGAGAGCUGAGAGAGAGCUGAGAGCUGAGGCAUCCAGCUGGAAGACAGAGAGAGCGCUACGAUGCUGCUUCUAGUCAUUGUCGCGAGCCUCGCUGUGGUGACGUUACUGGUGCUUUUAUUCCCAACACACAUCAGAAGUUAUGCAGCAGGAGGAGUGUGCAUGUCCUCAGCUCUCCUGGAGGGAAAGACAGUCCUCAUCACUGGAGCCAACACAGGGAUCGGGAAGGAGACCGCUCUGGAUCUGGCAAUGCGAGGCGCCCGGGUCAUCAUCGCGUGUCGAAACACGGAGAAAGGAGAGGAAGCUGCAGCCAGUAUACGAGCGGCGUGUCCCCGGGCAGACGUGGAGGUUCGGGAGCUGGACCUGGCGGACACGUGCUCGAUACGAGCGUUCGCACAGAAGUUCCUGAAAGAGGUCAACCAGCUUCACGUCCUCAUUAAUAACGCCGGGGUGAUGAUGUGCCCCUACACCAAAACUGUAGACGGCUUUGAGAUGCACAUCGGAGUCAAUCACUUAGGUCACUUCCUGUUGACGUCCCUCCUGAUCGGGCUCCUGAAGCGCUGUGCGCCGGCCCGCAUCGUCGUAGUCUCCUCUCUGGCGCACAACUUCGGCUGGAUCCGAUUCCAUGACCUCCACAGCCAGGGGAGCUACAACAGCGGAUUAGCGUACUGCCAGAGCAAACUAGCUAACGUGCUCUUUGCCAGAGAGUUGGCGCGCAGACUCAAAGAUACUAACGUGACGGUGAACUCGGUCCACCCGGGGACAGUAAACUCAGACCUCACCAGACACUCGACCCUCAUGACGAUAUUCUUCACCGUCUUCUCCAUGUUCCUGAAAACGCCUCGAGAAGGAGCGCAGACCAGCGUGUACUGCGCCGUGGCCGAGGAGCUGCACUCCGUCUCUGGGAAACACUUCAGCGACUGCGCCCCCGCCUUCGUGGCCCCACAGGGACGGAGCGAGGAGACAUCAAGGAAACUGUGGGACGCGAGCUGCGAGCUGCUGGGUAUCGAGUGGGACUGAUUCAACCUUUAACCUCCGACUAUCUCAGAUCUCAAAGGAGCCCUUACUCUCUCUUAUCAUUCAUUUCACUAUGGUUUCUGUAUUUGAACGUUUCUUACCUAAAUAAGCAGUCAGGUAACUCUGUAGGAGGUACUAUAAUGUGAAGUUGCUUUUUUGUGUAAUAAUGCAGUAAUUACAUGAUAACAACUGGAGUAUUUUGGACGCUUGGAACCAAAACUGCUCAGAAGUAUCACGAUGUAAACACAAAUAACUUUUUGACUCUAUAUUUUUGUGACACAAUGUGAAAACAGUGUAGGCAAAAAAGCAACUUGCUGUGUCGUGAUGCUGUAGGAUACUGUGAAGGGUCGAGUCAGGGUAAAUGACCAGCAUCUUAUCAGAUAGUGUUUUUAUUUCUCCAGAGUAUGAAUACAGCUCAACUGCUUGACUUUUGUGCCAGCGUUUCUAAACAAGUGCAGGGGUUCUUACAGUGUUUCCAGGUUGUUAACCGAAUUAGUAAACCUUGAAGAUAAGUGUCUGUCUGAGCCAUAAUUAGAGCUUCAAUUGCAUACAUGUAUUUUGUGAUAAUUACUAUAGUCCGUUUAGAUGAAAAGAUUUUCUAUUUGAACCAUAUCAGAGUUAGGGUCACGUCACAAAGGGUUCUUUUUCCAUCUGCCAAAUCCUGCAGGAAGAACAGUUCUCCACUUUAAAGGAUCCCCCCCUCCUCAUGUUCCCCUCGCAGCAUUUACAUGAAGGUUGCCAAGAGUUUACAAUCUGUGUUUUAUACAAGUGCAACAUGCCUUUUACUACACUUACAUUCAUGUUAAGAGUUGAAUGUUUACAUAUGAUGUAAAUAAACUGAAAUAUUACUAUAAA
This is a messenger RNA of Notolabrus celidotus (New Zealand spotty), 1983 nucleotides long. It is a transcript of the gene rdh12, whose product is annotated as retinol dehydrogenase 12. Bases 175 to 1131 code for a protein of 318 amino acids. The record is from RefSeq and is a predicted model, not a curated record. Lineage: Eukaryota; Metazoa; Chordata; Actinopteri; Labriformes; Labridae. The transcript is spliced from 7 exons.